UCUCUUGAUGCUACAAGUGGGAUCAUUCGCUACAUUGCUCCAUCUCCUGAAUAUUAGCAAUACUCAGCUCUCUACUGACCACCGAAACCUAGCCGAACAACUUCUACAGUUCGGAAAUCAACUUAAAAAGUUAGGUCAACAUUGGAAGAAAAAUAAUCAUGCCACGAGCAACAUUCAGCACUCAAGUGUAAGCCAGAAAAAUUAUUUCCAAUCCCUACCUGUGACCGAUCAAUUUGAACCACAACAUGAUUACUUGAUUGAACUUGUGAACGGAAAGAACCAACGCUCUGGCGGCGAGGAUGAAGGGGCCAGCCCUCCAUAUGCUAGAGGAAAAUAUUUCAGUAAUGAAGUCAGACAAAAUUCCAUGAAGGAAAUUGAAAUUUUUGGAAGCAGCACAAGAAAACUCAAUGUUGGAUCCAACAAGGAAUCUGAAAUGAGCAAUUUCAAUAAUGAUCGCUUUAGAGAAAAAACAGUAGCCUUUGAACCAAUUGAUGGGAAAAUGGAUAUGGGAAAGCACUCAAUAGAACAAGAAACUCCAAGAAAAGCUUGGGAAAGCAAUGUAAUUAAUUCAAAGAUGACAAACCAUUUUAAUUCAAAUUCGGGAUUGCAAACACCGAACCGUAGAUCGAAUGCCGAAGUACAAAUUCAUGAAGAAAAAUCAGAAGUCCAAGAUAUUCCGCGCAAAAAUUUCAACGGCAGUUUUGAAUACGAUCGCACCAGCAACCUACAUCCGGAAAUCAUGAUGGAUUUUAUGAAUAUGAAUAAAAAAUCACAUGCAAAAAUUUUAGAAUUCAAUCAAUUAAAAGACGGAGUAGGAAAAUCCAAUCAGGGGUUUAAAGAAAUCUCCAGUGACUUUCAGAGUAACAACGAAGAAAGCGAACCGAAAAAUUCACUUUGGUUCGUUUCCCAAGAUGACCUGCCAAACGCGAAAAGAUUCAACAUCAAUAUCGAUGGCCAACUUGUGCAAGAUAAUUCGCAAAGAAAGCAUUCCCCUGAAUUUCCUGAAAAUCCUAAUAAAUUAGACAUUGGUGUCCAAGAAGGCAUUUUAGGAAGUAAAAGAAUACUUAAAAGACCUGAACGAUCGACGCUGCAUUCAAAAAUAAGAAGCUUGAGGUCCCUGGACACAUACGAGGGUUUCCCUCAAGAAGGCACCGCUAGUGCUACGCGACCCUGGCUUGCCCUCACUGCUCUCAGCGACAUCCCUGACGACCAGAAGACGUACAAGGCCGUGGAGCAGUUCUGUGCGGCGUCCCGGGCGGCUUGUCCAGCGGUGCCACAAGGGCCCCCGGGCCCCAGGGGCCAUAAGGGGGCAAAAGGGGACAGUGGGGACCGGGGCCUACCUGGCCCGCCGGGAAACCGGGGCCAUCCGGGCCUGCCGGGCCCUGGACCCGGCAAACUCCUGGGACGUCCUGGUCCCCCAGGUCUGGACGGAAGGGACGGUCUGCCAGGAGAGCCUGGACUGGACGGAAUCCCAGGACGGAAUGGCCUGGACGGAAUACCGGGGACGAACGGGAUGCCGGGGCUGGACGGAAUGCCUGGCAAAGACGGGCGGGACGGAAAAGACGGAAUGAAAGGCAGUAAAGGCAGUGCUGGGGAGAUCGGCCCCGUUGGACCGCCAGGCAUGACCGGCCCGCGGGGACGUCGGGGACAGGAUGGGGACCCGGGCAGUCCCGGCGCCCCGGGCAUCAGCACGUGGCGGGUCAACGGGACCGCGGUCCGGGACCUGCUCAUACCACCCUCUAUACCAGGCUACAGCCGCGCCGACGACCCGGCGGUGGUGCGCGAGGGCGACCACGUGCGUCUGCGCUGCACCGCCGCCGGCCACCCGCCACCCAAGGUGGUGUGGCGGCGGGAGGAUGGCGGGGCCAUCCCGACAGGGCGGUGGAAAGAUGCGUCAGUGGAAGGUUCAGUGAUGAACUUGACUCACGUGAGACGUGACCACGCGGGACGCUAUCGCUGCGAGGCCUUCAAUGGAGUCCCACCGGAUGCCUACAGAACUUAUCACCUACUCGUUCAGUUCGAGCCGUACCUGAAGGUGAAGGAGUGGAAGGUGGGGAGCCACAACGGCUCGUCGGCGCGGCUCGAGUGUCUCGUGGAGGCGCACCCGCUCGCCGAGACGCACUGGGAGGACAGGCUCGGGCGAGCCGUCGAGACCACCGACAGGAUCGUCGUGAGAUACGAGCCCGACCGACACGUCGAGUGGCGGGGCCUGAUGACGCUGAUAGUGACGGACCUUCAGCCUUCAGACUUCGGCGACUAUCACUGCAUCGCCAGGAACUCUCUGGCCAUCACGCGUGGCCUUGUCAGCAUCUACGAAAUAGGGUCCCGGAAUCACGUGUUGGCCCCAGGGACCACAUCUGGCAUCACUUACGGACCCGACCCGCCGGAAUACUCGGAGCUUUUCAACGACCUGUGCCCACCCCCCACCGUGUGCCCCACGUGCCCCAGGGCCCCAUCGGGCCAGGCUGGGGGCCAACAGCAAUGCCUCGACAUCGGCCAGUUCGCUGGGCGCACCUACGAAGGAUUCCAGAACAGGAGCCAAGAAUGCCAAGUGUCAGCCGUAGGCAAGCCCGUAUUCCACCGCCACACGAACGCGUCCCACGGUGCGUGGAUGCAGGAGGCCUGGGCGGCCGACCCUUCGUCCCAGAACACACCUCGCUUCUACACCACCGACCCCGCCCACCCCGCCAGCCUUCUCGAGUUUACUGAUAAGGAUAACUUCAGGAUGAACUUGUACCACAAGAACCACACGCUGCCCUACCACUUCACGGGCAGUUCCCACGUGGUCUACAACCAAACUUUUUUCUACCACCAACGCAACUCGUCCAACUUGGUGCGCUACGAGCUGCAGUCGGGCGUUGCCAUGAAGUUAGAGUUGCCACAACUCUCCGCCAACUCCAACCAUUUCCUUUACUCACACAGCAAAGAUAACCUGGACCUGAGUGCUGAUGAGAACGGUCUGUGGGCCGUAUAUGGCCUUAACAACAACACUAUUGUCGCCAAAAUACACCCCAGGACACUAAAGAUCGAGUACAGCUGGAACAUUUCCCUGAACCACCACAAGUUCGGCGAAAUGUUCGUCACGUGCGGCGUCCUGUACGGCAUCGACAGCGCUUCCGAGAGGGAGACUAAAAUAAGGCUUGCGUUCGAUUUGUUCACACAGACUUUAAUUGAGGUUGACAUCGCCUUCACUAACCCAUUCCAGCACACCACCAUGCUCAGCUACAACCCCCUCACCAAGGAACUUUACUCAUGGGAUGCGGGCAACCAGUUAAGCUACCCAAUCAAAUACGCGGAGCACAAGCAAGGACCUUCUCCGACGAGGGCCAGAGGCCGAGUGCCAUCUUUGCUAGGCUUAGGGUAGCGUUUUGCAUAAUCGAAUUAAGUAAUGAAUGUGGCACGUAUGUAUAAACAAUAUCAUUAUUGUUCAUAGCUGCAGUAAAGUAGUAGUGUUAGGAAUUUUGCAACAUUUUCAGAUAAGACUGUAUGUUGAACCCAAAAAUUGAAAUCAGGGUCGCUGACAGACGAUAAUUCGACUAUGACUUAUUAUAAUAUGGUUGAGACUCCGUUGUGUCAAUUAAUAGUACCCGUUUACUAAUCAAGUUUCGAUAUUAGAGAUUAAAUUAAUCGAUUUUAGUGUGAAGAUAUUACAGAUAACCGCAGAAGUGUAUAAGUGCGCAUGUAUAUUUUGAAAAUUGUAAAAACUCAAAUGCGACAGACUGUCAACAAUUUCUUUGUGAACUGGAAGGCUUUUUCGGAAGCCGUGCGAGUGCUUCACAAAUUUGAAUAUAUUUUUCGGCACACAUCCCUAAAAAUUAGCCGGCAGAGGACCUCAAGGACUUUCCAUAUUUGAACGUUAAAUAACAGCGACCGUUAAUUAGUUAAUUAAUUCAUUUAACAAUCGUCGAUACUGACUUACAAAAGUAUCAAUAAACGGAUAUUUUUCAAUAAUAUUAUAUUAUAGUAUUAUUCUGAAUUUU
This is a messenger RNA of Hyalella azteca, 3980 nucleotides long. RefSeq lists its product as uncharacterized. Bases 8 to 3364 code for a protein of 1118 amino acids. Gene Ontology annotation, biological process: signal transduction. The record is from RefSeq and is a predicted model, not a curated record. Lineage: Eukaryota; Metazoa; Arthropoda; Malacostraca; Amphipoda; Hyalellidae. The transcript has 16 exons.